Carassius carassius (crucian carp) is the source of this 2673-nucleotide messenger RNA. RefSeq names its product distal-less homeobox 6a (gene dlx6a). NCBI's taxonomy places the organism in Eukaryota, Metazoa, Chordata, Actinopteri, Cypriniformes, Cyprinidae. Gene Ontology annotation, molecular function: DNA-binding transcription factor activity, RNA polymerase II-specific; RNA polymerase II cis-regulatory region sequence-specific DNA binding. Bases 1475 to 2218 code for a protein of 247 amino acids. The transcript is spliced from 3 exons. Gene Ontology annotation, biological process: cell differentiation; regulation of transcription by RNA polymerase II; embryo development. The record is from RefSeq and is a predicted model, not a curated record.
ACUACAAGAAGAAAUCCAGAAGCUUUCAGAGCGACCAGCUGCCUUUCUGUUUCUCCCAAGUUCAGUCCAGCAUGGAAAAUGGUUAUCUACGCCGCUUGUGCGUUCUUAAAACCGGCAAAGUAAAUAACAUCCCUGGUAAUAAUAGCAAGGUACGCAGUUCUUAUUACAGAAAGGGAGAAAAUUGAAACUAAAUGCUGCAUUUAGGGCUACAAUUUUUGAUAAGAGGAUAAUUGAGGCGACACUGGUGUAUAAUUAGCGGAUAAUUUAUGCUAUAUCUACUUUUAAUCCACCUCCCAAAUAAACAAGAUCCAUAAUCAUUACAGACGAAUUGUUCUUAAUUUUAUAGCGCCAGUCUGAAUACAGCGUAACGGAUAAUCAAAGAAGAUUUGGAUAACUGAUUGCGAGCAUAAUUGCCUUUUCAUUACCCUUUAAAGUAAAUUUAUUGCAUAUCAUGAGGAAACUCGUUGUCUGUAAAAUAAAAAUUGAGUGAGAUGAGAAUGAAGAAAGCUUUGCAUGCUGUAGGGUAGGCCUAUAUUUACAUCGUGGUUUAUAAUGUGAUCGCCAUUUGCCAAACCACAAACUGUACUCGUAAUUUGCAUAUAUUUUCAACUGUGACUGGCUCGUGAUUACUACGAGGAAAGGCUGUCACUAACCCGGGCCUUUUCGCUGACUACCAUAUGUGGCGCGUUUAGUAGUUACGUGAAUCCUCUCUGAAGACGCUUAAAACUACGCUUUUUCUAUUUUGAUAUCGCGCAUUUUCUCCUAAUGUAUAUUUUCUAUACUGUAAAUCACUGUGUGGUUUUAUUUGUGUUGUGUUAUUAUUUUACUAUUGUGGAUUCUGCUGUUUUGUAAAUGCAUUAAGAGAUUAAGGUUCAUAUAAAAGUCACUUUGUAGUUGUACACAAGUCAAUAAAGUCGCUGUCGAAUAUAUUCUGUUCUACCUAAAUGAGUUCGAUUCAUGCAGUACAAGCGCGGUUUAUAGCGUUAUUUGGCACCUCUGUCGCAGUUGCGAACCGCGCGAUUAAUUACUUCGAUGGCUCCGCGCGACAUCUGACUGGGAAUUUAGUGAAUAUCCGAGGGAUAUCCCAGCAUUAUUUUUCUCCACAUGGUUAUGUCUACGGUGGGAGCUGUUAAGGUAGGUUAACUCGCUGUGAAGUCUCAGCUAAAGCAGAGAACUGAUGACGUUAGGUUGAAUGACCAAUCGGAAGGCGCUGCCCUUUGAAGACAAACCAUUUUACUUGUAGUGGCUGCAUCAAGUCUGGGAGCAAGGACUCAAAUUUAACAGAAUCCACCUUAAAAUCUCUGCCUUUACUCAAGCCCACCUUCCACCAUACCGCGUGAGAAUUACAGGACAAAAAAAGGAUUCAUUUUUUAGAUAAUAACGCAAUAUCUCCUAACCAAGGAGAGAAAGAAACGAACACAACGAAAGGACUCAUUCGGACUUCAGAGAUAGUGCUCUCAAAGCAGAAAAUUUGAUGAUGACCAUGACUGCGAUGGCUGACGGUCUGGAGGCUCAAGACUCGUCAAAAUCUGCUUUCAUGGAGUUUGGACAGCAAUCGCACUCACAACAGAGCUCCCCUUCGAUGGCCGCCAGCCAUUAUCCGCUCCACUGUCUCCAUUCCGGAUCUCAUCAUCAUCAUCAGCACGAUAGCUCUCCGUACUCCGGCUCAAACUCCUAUAACAGGUCGCUACCUUACUCCUAUGUAAGCCAUCCCCACCACAGUCCAUACCUGCCGUCCUACCACAGUAACGUCAGCGGAACACAGACCAGGUUAGACGCCACAGAACAGCAGAAAACGACAGUGAUUGAAAAUGGAGAAAUACGUUUCAACGGAAAAGGCAAAAAGAUCAGAAAACCGAGGACGAUUUAUUCCAGUUUGCAGCUCCAGGCACUAAAUCACCGUUUCCAGCAGACUCAGUACCUGGCGCUACCAGAGCGCGCGGAGCUGGCUGCCUCUCUCGGGCUCACACAGACACAGGUAAAGAUAUGGUUUCAAAACAAAAGGUCCAAGUUCAAGAAGUUGUUGAAACAAGGCGGUAACCCUCAUGAGUGUGACCCUUUGCCCGGCUCCAUCGCCCUGUCCCCGCGCUCUCCAGCCAUUCCUCCUAUCUGGGACGUCUCAGCCUCCUCUAAAGGAGUAAACAUGUCUGCUAACAGCUACAUGCCCGGCUACUCACACUGGUACUCGUCGCCUCAUCAGGACGCCAUGCAGAGAUAAACAACUAGCCCUUUUUUAGGCCAGAGGCCUUGUUGUUGACAUCCUGUCUUCGCCCAGUUCACAUGCGCUAGGACGCACAUUGUCAUCGGUUUAACAUCCUUAAUAGAGACUAGUUCUAGCCUAUUAAGGGGACUAUUUAUUUUGGAGAAUGAAGACAUCUGAUGUGGCGAAGGUCGACAAUGGAACUAACUGUCAGUAGCAUCAUAUACGGAUUUAUUAAAAAUCUGUUCUUACGUUUGACUGUAAUCAAACACACUUAUCGCCAACGUGAAAUUGGAACAGGAAGCGAAACGUUGUCAUAUCACGCGCUUGAGUCGCAUUUGAAAACGAACUCAAACCUCUUGCGUAAGAUGUUUCUGAUCAUGCAAAUAUCUGAUUGUAAAUAUAUUGUCCGAUUUUAGUUGUCAAAAACUUUUAUGUUUUGUCAUUAAUGGAGUAAACAUGACUUCAAGUUA